AUGUCAUUGGAUAAUUAUCAUAUCUCAUUUAUGAAGGUGAGUUCAACAUUUUUCUCAAUUUUUGUCGUAUUUUUAUUUUCUUGCCGCGACUUCACUUGAAUGUUAUUUCUUAAGUUAAGAUAUCUGAGCAGUUCUCUCUUUUUCAACUCAAUCCAUAUUUCCUAGUUCACAUAUUUUUUGAACUUUAAAAUAUUCUGCAUCCAUCCAGUUAAUUCUCUGAUUCUCGCUCCUUGUUUCUUAUAAAAGAAAGAUUAGUCCAAUUUUUCUGUCUGCCAUUCCAUUCCAUUUUUUCCGAUCGCUCCGAACUUUGCACUUUUGAUACAAAAGACCUUUUUUCUCUUUUCAUAUUAGUCAUCGGUCUCCUAGUUUUUCACCUGAUAUGAAAUUUAUAAAUAAAAAAUGAUACUAUUUUCGAAGAGUGAAAUUGGAUAUUUGAAACUGUUUAUGUUGUCUUCAGGCUAUUUUUGAUUUUUUCACGGUCUUUUUUUGAAACCCAUGUGAUCAAAAUUUUGUUUGAGAGAACAAUCGAUUGUUUGAGGUGUUGUUAUCAAAUAAAAAAAAGUUUUUUGAUUUUUUUCUGUUUUCUCUCUUUGUUAUCAUCAAACACACCUUGAGCCUAUUUGAAACUUUUCUGCCGUUUUCAGUUGUUUGCUUACUGUUGCUCUCUGUCAAGUAGUCGAUGAAAGUUUGACGUAAUUUCUUUAUUUUUCGAGGUUUUUUUUUGAAAAAGAGGACUAGAAAAUAAGAAGAGCAGUUGUUGUUUGGAAAAACAUGUGAUUGAUUGAAAUUGCAUUGUUUUUUCUUUGUUUUCAACUAUUUUAGGAUUCUGUGCUUUUUCACGAAAUAUUCAAUAUUUUCUCGAAAUCCGAAAUUUCCAUCUGCGAAUCAUUGAAAGCGUGCUGAAAAAUAAAUAUUAUCAAUCAAUCACAGUACAUUCUUGUAUUUUACAAGAUCAACAAGAAUCUGUGAAGUUUUUUUUGUUCUCCUUAAGAGAACAAAUCAUUAUUCCACGUGAAAACGUGGGAUCAAAAGCACAUUAUUUUUCAUUGACUAGCCGUUGUUGAGAUUAUGGAUAAAGAGCUUAAUUUUGAAAAAUUUGGGUCAAAGUUCAGUUUCGAUUUGAUUUUCUCAUGUUACUAGUGUUAUUUUUCUCAAACGGUUGUUUUUAUCAGUUUAUGACUCGUUGAAAGUUUCUGAACCAAUCGAAUAUUCGGGAGUUUUCCCGAUUAUGGAUCAAUACAAAAAGCAACUCGGUUUAUUUAACGAGCUAGGCGGUUUCGUCGAAAUUGCCUGAACUGAGAUCAAGAGAAUACAGUAAAACGUUUCAGAACUUUUUGAAUGAGAUUUGACUGCUAGAUUCGGACUAUUUGAAAAAAUAACACUAUUCUGAACGCAGGAAGUACUUUGUUCAAGUUUUUUUCUUCAGUCUUUUGAAUAAUGAAAGUUAUGCCUUCUCUUUCAGUUUGCCCUUUUACAGUCAUAGUUAACAAGCGCGCGCAUUGUCUAUUUCUCGCAUUUUCCCUCAAUCUCUCGCCACCUCGAUCAAUGUCGCCGCCAUUGAAUUUUGCCAUCAGGUGAAAAUAUACCGGUUUUUGGUAGGUGUAUUGAACGGAGAAGAGAGGCAAAAAAAGAAACAGUGUUGCGCAAUGUCUGAUAUUAUCUCUUUCUCUCGCGCUUCGAUGCAAUCGAAUUGAAUAGUGAAAGUUUUGACGAUGAUGGAAAUGAAAGUGAAAAGUUGAUGUUAGCACGCGCAAUGCAAAAAUCAGCUGAAGAGUGGUCGAGAAUGCGCGAAAAAAGAAAUGAAAUUGAAGAAUGAUUAGGAAUUGUUCAAUGAAAAUGGGGAUUUUGGAAUCGGCAUCAAACUUAGACUUUUGAAAGUUAUCAAUGGUUAGAUGAACUUGAAAGCUGAAGUUCCUAAGUUCUGAAAAUAGGUUCAUAAAGGCCUUUUUUCACCAUAAGCUCAGCAUUUUUAUUCAAAUGAUCUGCUCAAGUCGAGUUAAGCCUGUUUUUUUUAAAGAAUCUUUGCUUGCCAGUCUGUGUAUUUUUAUGUUCUACAUAUAUAUCUUGAGUGGCUUCCAGUAGUUUUUCAUUCCACUCUAUGGUUAUUAUUAAUUACAAGUUCAUUUCUUUUCGCCCUUUGACCUCUGAUUUUUCACUCGAUAAAAUUUUGACUCUUUUGAGAGUAGUAACCAGGAAAAACAACAUAUUUUUGUGUUGUCAAUCGACCGCACAAUAAAUACAACACAAAUAUUUUGACAUGGCCAAUGAGAUUGCCAUGUAAUAAUGUUUUUGUUCCUUUGAAGAAUCCUGUUUUUUUAGUUGCCCCCUGACAUUCGAACAAACAUAAACACACAAAAAUCAAAAUAAAAAAAUGGCUGAAAUUAAAGAGGUGUCAAAAUAAACAAAAACAACAUCACAAAUAUUUUUGUUGAAUUGAGAUCGAAAGCAAAACAAGCAAUAAAUAUACAACAAAAAAAAUAGAAAAAAUACUUAUUAGUAGAGGAAAUUUGAGAGUUUUGGCUUUUUUCGACAUGGAGGUCUUUAGAAAGUCUCAAUUUCAACAUUUUUUGGAGAUGUAAUAGUUUAGUGAGCGCACGGCAACAAAAUAUAUUCGUAUUUGUUCUUCUUUUGUUUUGUUUGAUUAGUUGUGCCAUCACUUGAAUUAUUUCCUGAACUGUGCUUUGCUCGUCAAAAAAUCAACAUCAAUUUUGAAAAAUUAUCAAGAUUUUUUCUUUUUAGUUUGAGCUUUUUUGAAAACAUUUACAAUUGAUUUUCUGGCUGAAACGCAUGCAUCCUAAUCUAAAUAUUAAUUCUCAUUCACAUUACAUACCCCAAACGAAAAAAAUUAUCUGAUCUGUAGCUGUUAGGUCUCUGAAACAAAAUUUUAAAUUGAACGGCUCAGAAUCAUAGCCUGUUCCACGAUUUUUUGAAUGUAUAAAAUAGAGAAUCAAAUAUUAGGCCAAGUUCAUCUUUCAUUUUUCACCCAAUCUGUUUUCCCAUUAGAUUUUAUGAGCUUUAAACUAUUUUCGUUUUCUUGCCAAUCCGAUUAUUUCUUUUUUCUUUUUGCUCCUCAUUUGCAUAUAUCGCUUACAGAAAUUUGAUAUUUUUCAACUAAAAAGUCGAAAGAGUGUUUUUGGGAGGAGAGCUAAGUAGGGCCUUUUAGGGGUGUUUCCAUAAUCCAUCGUGGGAUUCAAGUUUUUAGGCACCCACCACGCAAAAAUGUGUUGUUUUAUUUUACGUUUUGUUUUUUCUCUAUUUGCCAAAAGGAACCAGCUGAUAGUAAUAAUAAAUUUGGUAAACAGAAGAAAACAGAGUUAUCAGAUGAUUUUUUAUUUUAUUUCUCAUUUUUUUCACUCUCAGUCAGUUGAAAAGAAUGUUUUGUUCUGUUAUAAAAAUGUAUAUUAUAUGUCAGCUGUUUUGCAAAAAGUUCGGAACACUUUUUCUUCCUCAUUUUAUUUAUAAAAAUUGUGUUUAUAUUAGUUGUGAGGUUUUUUAGAGGAUUCAUUCUAUUUAAGAAGGGAUUAUAAUAUUUUUAGAAAUAAUUUUGAGUGCAGUGACCCUAAAGUUCAGAAUUCUAUUUUUUUCAUUUAGCCGGGGGAUUUUUUUAUUGCGAGUGAAUGAAAAUUUAGAAGACAAGUUGAGGAGGGUCCAGGAUAGUCCGAUUUUCAAAAUGUCCGAAUCGAAUCACUUCAGAAAAAAAUCAUUUCGGAAAGCCUCUCGUUUUUUUUAAACUUUUUUUCCAGUAUUUUUGCACGCUUGUUCGAAGAACUCUGAACUUUUCUACAAAGAAUCUCAUACACAUAUCCUUUGGAAGUUUUUGAUCUGUCUAUGAUCAUCUGCGUUUUCUCUGUUUCUCUUAACAUUUCCAUUAUUCUUGAGUGAUAAAUGUCUCAAGUUGAAAAAUAGUUUCAUUUUCUCAGUGUGUGUGUGUAAAAAAUGAUCAAAAGUGCACUUUCUUCUUCUUCUUUUUCGUUUUCUUUCUCUUUUUCCUUGCGUAGUCGUAAAACACUACUUGGUUCUUUGUUUCGUCUCAGCUGGCGUUGAUUAUUGAGGGGGUGUUUCGAAGAAGUCAAAAAGGGUUCAAGUCAGCUGGAUCAAUUUGUUCGAUAAUCCAGGCGGAUUGAUACAAAACUCUGUGCAUUUUUCAGUUUUUUUUAAUUUGGAAGGAAUUUGUUCCGAUGAUCGCAAAAUUUACAAAAAACGGUUUUCUUAAACCCGCAGAAAAAAUUAUGAAAAUUUUCUAACAGCAAAAUAUUGAUGAGAAAUUUAUUUAUAGGAUCGGAAUAAACUUGUGAGGGGCGGGACCCCUCUUCAUGUAUUUCUAGUGAAUAGAAUACAAUCAUAAUUUUGUGAUGCUAGGUCAUAACCUUCUCAUACCGAAUUGGUUUUUUUUUACUUUUCUACCCUUGACUUGAUCAAUUCCGGUUUUAUUAUUUUUUGCAACUUUCCUAUCGAUAUGUUUAUUCUUUUAGUAAAAUCUAUUAAUAUUCAGCCGUUUUUUACAGUUUUCUUGUAACAGAAAAUAAAUCUCGAGAAACAAUUUCAAAGGCGCACAAAUUUUUAUCAAGGGGUCUUGUGGCGACUGGUGCAUGAUACCGUACUGUGGGGUUCGAAUAACGGGAUUUUGAUGUUUCUUUCCCUAUAUUUUUAUUCCAUUUCUCGAUAGUUUUAUAUAAAAAAUGCAACAAAUCACUGAUUUUUCUCGGAUAUCUCGAAACCAAUUAUUUUUUUUCCUGCUUCUCCUCACAUUAAUUUUGUUCGAGUCAGCUGGUUUCAUUUUCGUUUUCCCCGUUUUUUUAUUCCGUACUUUUUUCUCGAGAUAACGCAUUUUUAUCAGUUUUUAAUUUUUGGAAUAACGGGUUUUUUGGUCUGUACUUUUUAUCGUUUAGUUUUCGAGAUUUUUUUGCAUUCAUUUUGAUUUUCAAAGUGCAUUUGAAUAUUGUGAAAAAAUCUCACGUUAAUAUUUUGAAAGAAAGUGAAAUUUUGUUUUUGCUAAAAAAAAAGUACAUUUAAUUUUUAUAUAAAAUUCUCACGAACAUUAUGAGGAUUCAACAACAAUUUUUAGUUAUUUUCUCAAUUUUGAAAAAUAUAUGUGUGUUUUUUUGUUCAGUUUAUUUUAAAUUUGUAUCAUUUUUUGCAGAGUUUAUACAGUGGCGAUACAAAUUCGACAAAUUCCGAUCUCAACUCACUUUUAUUUGAUACACCAAGUUUGACUGAUCGAUUAACUGGACAAUCUUUGCAACAACAACAAACACAACAUAGUUUAGAAAGGUUUGUUAUUUUUUGAAUUUUGAAUUUUUUGAUUCCUGAAAUAUAAAAUUAGAAAGAGGAGGAAAUUGUUAAUCCGAUUUAUCUGGAAUACGCAGGAAUUAUCAUAUUUAUUUUCAUGAAUGAAUUAGUCAGUGUGUUUACUACGAAUAUCUUCUUCUUCCUCUCAUUUUUUGAAGGAACCACAAAAAUGUUAAAAAUACAUCUUCACUGUGUAUUUUUCUAUCUAAAUAUAUCAAUAGUUUAAGAUCUGACAUCUGUUUAGUUCGUUUUUUUUGGUUCCAUCAGUAGAAAAAUCAAAAAUCAAAAAAUAUAUAAUAUUCAGUCAUUGUUGGAAAGACAAAAAAGUUUUAGCGACAAAUGUUAUCCUCUCAUUUUUUUUGCCAAAUGUUACAUGCCUCAAAUAUUUUUCUCGUUCUUGUUCCCAGUUUCUGUUAUCUUCAAGGUUCCACUCAAUAUAUUAUAUGAUAUUGUUUCAGAAUGUCAGUACCAAGACCAACUUCAUUUAGCACAUUAUUUGGUGGAGGAGGAAUAUCAGCAACAUCUGCAACAAGUCCAUUAUCUGGAGGAAUUGAUGAAUUCUCGAUUAAUCCACUUGGAGCACCAGGAACACCUAUUGGUUAGUUUUUCGGAAAGUUUUGAUGAAAAGUAAUUAUUUUGAAAGGGGUCUCAUUUCAUUAUGAAAGACAAUUUUUAUUCUGAAAGUUAACUUUCAAAAAAUAUUUUACCCCGUAGUUUCAGACUCUGGGAAAAAUUUUCAAAAAAACAGCUGAAAAUUUAUUAAAAAAUUUUUGAACAACUAUGAAUUUUGGAAAAAAAAUCUGAAAACUGAAAAUUUUCCGGAAAAAAUUGAAAAUUCAUACUAUCAUAGUUUUUUCUCAUUUCUAUGCGUUUGUGAUUUUUUACUAAUUUUUUUCGGGUGACAAAUUUUAAUGAAUAUUCAGCUGGUUCUGUGAUUGAUCCCAUUCCUAAUCCUAGUCUAAAUCUGAACUCAUUUUCUUAUCUAUAAACGUUUUCACAGAUUCUUCUCCUCAUCAUUUUCUAUAUUUUCUGUUCGUUCCCUUAUAUCAAUCAUAUGUUUCCCUUCUCGUUUUUUAUUAUUUUUGUUAUUUUUUUCUUUUUUCUUUCGCCAUGUGCCCAAAUGUUUGAUUUAUGUCUGUUUUUUCUUGCAAUUUUUUUUCUGUGGUUAUGAAAUUGCUACAACUUGAAAAAAGUUUUUUUUUUGGCAAAACCCAAAAACGUAUUAGCAGAAAAGAGGACACUAAAUAUGCAUAAGAUAGAGAUACAACAUAUGUAUAUUCAUGUGAUAUUUUUCGAGCUUCUUCUUCUACUCCGCCUUCUUCUUCUUAUUUUCUAGUUGAUUCUUUCUUUUUUUGUUGGAAGAAUCGCACUUUUUGCUUGUUGCGAGUUACUUGAACAUUUAUGAGAAAAUUCAGAUUAAACUUUUUCUCCACAUUUUUAGUUUUGCAAGUUGUUCUUCUUAAUCUAUAUAUUUUUCAAUAUAUCUAGAUCCUUUUUCUUCUUAUCUUCUCUUAUCAAAUCGAAUUUCCGGAUUUUUUUUUUCGAAAAAAAUUUGGCUGAAAACUUUGUUAUUCACUACACCCUUCCUCUGCGGCUUUUUGCUAGAAGAAUUGUUUCCAAUUCACAAAAAAAUUUCGACGGAAAUCCUCGACGAACUUUUGGCGGAAAUUCGAUUUUUCUCUGCUGCUCUUUUCAAAUUUGAAAUUCUCUUUGUAGAUACAAACCACCCAGAAAAAGAAUAUUCUCAUCAUCAUUUUCUUUUACUUCAUUAAUUAUUUUUUCUCCACCCAAUUUCUCGUGUGUAACACAACAAAAAAGGCUCAACUAAAAGGAUGCGAGAAAAUUGGAUUUUCGUUUUCGAUUUCCAACAAAAAUGUUCCAUCAUCAUCGUAUGUUUUUGUUUUCAGGUAACUCACAAAUGUCUACGCCAAACGGCGGACAACAAGCACCAGCAAAAAAUCCAAAAUUAUACAAAACUGAAUUGUGUAGAAGUUGGAUGGAUCAUGGAAGAUGCAAUUAUGGUGAAAGGUUGGUUUUUACUUUAUUUUUUUUAAUUCAAUAAAAUUCGAAUAAUUGCAAAAGUUUUAGAUGUCAAUAUGCACAUGGUGAAGAUGAAAAACGACCAGUUCCGAGACAUCCAAAAUAUAAAACUGAAGCUUGUCAAUCAUUUCAUCAAUCUGGUUAUUGCCCAUACGGUCCACGAUGUCAUUUUAUUCACAAGUGAGUUCACUUUCUCUUCUUUCAUCUAUAAUAUGUUUCUAAUAUUUUGUCCAAGUGUUUUCAGUGAUAAUUCAUCAACACCUCAACCAACAACACCAGUAACUGUAAAUGGACAGCCAUCGCCGUAUGUUUCACAAUAUCAUAAUAUGAAUAUGAAACAACAACAACAUACACCAUCACAAGUUCCAUCAAAUGUGUUACAACGUGUUUAUUCGCUACCAAAUGGUGGAUAUGGAAGUGCGGGUGAAUCGCCAGCUGGAAGUUCGAAUGAUUCGGGAAGCGAAUCACCAAAUGGUAGUUUUUCGCCUGGUUUGGAUGUGGAUGAUUUUAGUAUUUAUUCGACAUCGUCGCCGAUCAAAAAACAACAACCAAACAGAUUUUUGUCAUAUGAUCAGCAGACCAAUUUGUGAGUUUUUUUUUUAAUUCACAGGGGAGCCUUUUUAUGAUUCAUCUCUUAAAAUUUGACUAAAUAUGUGUCGGAAAAUUACGAUUUUCAUUUCAUAUUUUUCGAGACUCGUGAAGUACAUUUUCCCGUACAAUCAUGAAAAAUAUCAAGAUUACUACGUUUAAAAAACGCUAGAUUUUCAGAACAACAUUUCCCAAGAAAAUACUAUGUUUUUUUCAGUUCUGACAACCAAUUCAGUGACAUGCUGAACGAUUUAGUUGUUUGGAAUAUAACUGAUUCACUUCUUGGUUCGACAACAUCACAAAAAUGGUCAUCAGAAGACUAUUCAACAUCGACACCAUCAACAACAGCAACAUCACAUAAUAAUAAUUCAACUUCAAAUAUUUCAUCCACAUCUAGACUACCCGUUUUCGCCCAAUUGAGUAAUCCACAAUAA
This is a messenger RNA of Caenorhabditis angaria, 8351 nucleotides long. NCBI's taxonomy places the organism in Eukaryota, Metazoa, Nematoda, Chromadorea, Rhabditida, Rhabditidae. The record is from the annotation of a GenBank genome assembly.